AUGGCUCGAGGGAUGAUAAUAUCUGCAACAUCCCGACGUAAGGAACUCACACAUCUCUCCAUUCCGGCAUGGCUUGGAUGGCGUUUGCAUCAUUUGCUUCCAGAUUCUGAUCCGGUAAGGGUUAUGGUCAAGGUUGCAACUCGAGCUUCGUUGGCAGGGUUUGUCGUUGACGAGCCAUCCGCAGGGAGGCUGGGAUCUUUCUCUGUGUAG
Neurospora hispaniola is the source of this 210-nucleotide messenger RNA. RefSeq lists its product as uncharacterized. Lineage: Eukaryota; Fungi; Ascomycota; Sordariomycetes; Sordariales; Sordariaceae. The coding region runs from base 1 to 210 and encodes 69 amino acids. The record is from RefSeq and is a predicted model, not a curated record. The transcript has a single exon.